This is a messenger RNA of Parnassius apollo (apollo), 1986 nucleotides long. Lineage: Eukaryota; Metazoa; Arthropoda; Insecta; Lepidoptera; Papilionidae. The record is from the annotation of a GenBank genome assembly.
AUGCUGAUCGUGCCGCCCGCGCAGUUUUUAUCAAGCAACCUCAAUUCGAAUGCCUUGAAAUGGGAUGAUGAACUCGAAGCUCAUCAUUCUUCGGUCCCAGUAUGGAGGCAACGCAAGAUGAUCCCGCGGCGCAAGCACAACGCGUCGUCCGUCUCGCUGCCGCCGGACGACAAGCACGCCAGCAGCGACUACAUAUUGUCAGACGGCGGCCCGCGGGAGGGAUGCUGCAUGGCGCUGCGUCGCCGCUUCAAUCGCAAGACCUUGCACAAGCGGCUGCCCAUCACGGCCUGGUUACCACAGUACAAUGCAGAAAAGGCCGUAGGUGAUCUAAUAGCUGGUAUCACCGUGGGGCUGACCGUGAUCCCGCAGUCGCUGGCCUACUCUAACAUCGCGGGACUGCCUCCGCAGUAUGGACUCUAUGGCUCGUUCUUGGGCUGCUUCAUCUACAUAUUUCUAGGCGGUUGCCGUGCUGUCCCGGCAGGACCCACCGCCAUUGCAUCACUACUUACGUUUCAAGUUGCCGGCGGCGUAAUCGAGAAGGCCAUCCUUCUUAACUUUCUCACCGGGCUUGUAGAACUGUUAAUGGGUGUCCUUGGCCUCGGCUUCCUUAUAAACUUCGUGUCGGGGCCGGUAUCCUCGGGCUUCACGUCAGCAGUGGCCCUCAUGAUCGCCACGUCGCAGAUCAAGGAUCUGUUCGCUAUUCCUGUCACCGGCGGCACGUUCUUGCAGCAAUGGAUUUCCAUAUUCCGCAAUCUGCACAGCGCCUCACUGUGGGACCCCGUACUCGGGUUUAUAUGCAUCGCCUUACUGCUGCUUAUGAGGAAAAUUGGUAUGAUCAAAUUGGGGUCUAGAGAGGAAUGUGGGCCGAGUACGCGCCAGAAGGUGCUCACCAAGUGUUUAUGGAUGGUGGGCACAUGUCGCAAUGCUAUUGUUGUGGUUGUCACCGGCUCGCUCGGAUACUGGUUCGUGUCGAUGCACGGCUCCUCCCCGGUACGACUCAUGGGUGCUAUUCCGUCGGGAGUGCCGAUGCCGCAGCUACCGCCGUUCAGUUACGUGCGCGCGGACAACAGCACGGCCGACUUCUUGGAGAUGUUGUCGGAGCUGGGCUCCGGCGUGCUGGUGAUCCCCCUGAUCGUACUGCUGGAGGACAUCGCCAUUUGCAAGGCGUUCUCGGACGGGCGCACUAUCGACGCCACCCAGGAGAUGAUUGCGCUGGGUGUGAUGAACGUGUUUAACUCCUUCAUGCAGGCGUACCCUGGUGGCGGCUCACUAGCGCGCUCCGUCGUCUCCAAUGGCUCCGGAGUAAAGACGACCUUCAACGGGAUCUACACGGGUGUCAUAGUGAUAUUGGCGCUGCAGUUCUUCACGCAGUAUUUCGAGUUCAUCCCAAAGGCGGCGCUCGCUGCAGUAAUUAUCUCCGCCAUCUUGUUCAUGGUGGAAUACGAUGUCGUGAAGCCAAUGUGGCGCGCCAAAAAGUUGGACCUGGUGCCGGGUGUUGGCACAUUCGUGCUGUGCCUGACGCUGCCCAUCGAGCUCGGCAUCCUUACCGGCGUUGUUGUUAACAUCAUCUUCAUCCUGUAUCACGCUGCGAGGCCCAAACUCUCCGUCGAGAUGCUCAAGACGGAGGGAGGCGUGGAGUACCUGAUGAUCACGCCCGACCGCUGCCUGAUGUUCCCGUCGGUGGAGUACGUGCGGCGGCUGGUGAAUAAGUGCGCGGCGGGCGGCGACGUGCCCGUGGUGCUGGAGUGCACGCACAUCUACAGCGCCGACUACACCGCCGCCAAGAGCAUCGAGCAGCUCACAGCCGACUUCCACGCUCGCCACCAGCCGCUCUACUUCUACAACGUGAAGCCGUCUGUGUGCUCCAUCUUCGAGGCGGUGGCCAAACCCGAGCACUUCGUGGUGUUCUACGAGGACGACGAGCUGGACCGCCUGCUGGCCGCCGACGGCCGCGCGCCCCCCGCGAAGCCGCCGCCUCUGCCCUGA